Molecule: messenger RNA, 525 nt
Organism: Symbiodinium necroappetens
Lineage: Eukaryota; Dinophyceae; Suessiales; Symbiodiniaceae
Source: the annotation of a GenBank genome assembly
AUGAUCUGUGCGCGUGCCAUGGAGUUGUUUGGCUUUGGCCUUGGCACCUUCUCAGAGCUCACCGAAGGAGUCGCCCGAGCACCUGGGGAAGCGAUCCCGUGGCUGCUGGACACUGAUUGCGACAUGAUGGUCUACGUGGAGCGGCGUGCGACCGGGGAGGUGAGUAAGGACUUGAAGUCUUUGGCUGAGAUUUGCCACAAGUUGACAUCGGAGAGAGGGUUGGGUGAGCUCAGUGUGACCGAUCACAAGCUCACGCCCAUGGUUGGACAGGACUCGAACCCCAGGCCCUUUCGCUACGAUGUCAAGAGGAACCCCAAGAUCAACGCGUUCACGCCCAAGCAGCUGCAGACACAGGAAGGAGAGCACAUGGCCUGCCGUGCCACACAAUUCGGGGCCAUCGACUUCACAGAUCACACGAAGGUUGAGCUGACUUCCGGCGGCAACGAGCUCCGACCUUCGAAACCGAAAUUCUGGCUUACCUGCAGAGUUGACCUUCCUGGUGAGAGUGCGGUGCGCUUGUCGUGA